AUGACUCCCAAUGCAAACCAUGUCGAUGAAGAUCGAAAUGCAAACGCAGAAGCACAGAGCCAUGCUAUUGAUUGGAUCCCAAAAACUGAAGGGUGCAACAUUGUGACAAGACUGGGAAAUGGGGUUCUGUCCCCGGUUACAUACUAUCCUAGCAAUGGCGGUUUGGUGCGUGGGAAUUUAAGCGCAAGGAACGAAGGGGUGUCGAGGAAGAAAGCAAGCAAGAGGUUGAGUGAGAUGUGGUGCAACCUCCCACAUAAUGAGAAGAAGGUGCUUGAGAACAUGGCUUUCAAAGAUAAUACGAGGUACCAGAGGCAAUGCUUCCUGCUGAGAAGCCAUGUACGCGACUAA
Molecule: messenger RNA, 348 nt
Organism: Ilex paraguariensis (yerba mate)
Lineage: Eukaryota; Viridiplantae; Streptophyta; Magnoliopsida; Aquifoliales; Aquifoliaceae
Source: the annotation of a GenBank genome assembly